Nymphalis io (European peacock) is the source of this 5529-nucleotide messenger RNA. RefSeq names its product protein suppressor of white apricot (gene su(w[a])). Lineage: Eukaryota; Metazoa; Arthropoda; Insecta; Lepidoptera; Nymphalidae. Gene Ontology annotation, molecular function: RNA binding. Bases 71 to 2857 code for a protein of 928 amino acids. The record is from RefSeq and is a predicted model, not a curated record. Gene Ontology annotation, biological process: mRNA 5'-splice site recognition; RNA processing. The transcript has 14 exons.
UAGCGUGUUUAGUGGUGAAGUGAAAUGAAAGCUUAAAUAUUUUCGUAAUUUGUGCUUAAGUUUUUUUAAAAUGUCAGUGAAAUGGACUGGAAAUCAAAGUGAAACUGGAAUAUUAAGAAAAAGUGAAUUUAAAGAGAAGAAAGAAGAAUUAUUCGUGUUCGGCUAUUCGUGCAAACUGUUCAGGGAUGACGAUAAAGCCCUGCACAUUGAUCAAGGCAAACACCUCAUUCCGUGGAUGGGGGAUGAAACGUUGAAAAUCGACAGGUACGAUGCAAGGGGAGCGCUACACGAUCUGUCAGCCUUGGAAGCACCGCCUGGGGGUUACGACUGGCGUGUCGAGCUCACCAGGGCAGAACUGGAUGUGGAACAACUAUGUGAUGAGGAGAGGUACCGCGCUCUUCAUACUGAUGAAGAUGAGGAAGAAAUGUAUAAAGAAGAGGAAUUGAAGCGUCUUCAUGCAGCUGGGUAUGGUCAGGUGGGCUUCAAUUAUGAUACUCCAGCAGAAACAACAUCAGAAACUCAAUCCGUGGAGGUAGACGAACCCUUCGAUCCAACUGCUGAUUUCAUAGCUCUCUUACCUGCAAACACAGUGCUUCCAGAAACACAAAAGCAGAAUGCAAUAAUAGAGAAGACAGCUAAAUUCAUAGCAAACCAGGGUGCACAGAUGGAGAUCCUCAUCAAGGCGAAACAAGGGGACAAUGUGCAGUUCAAUUUCCUGAACAAGGAUUCAUCCUUACAUCCAUAUUAUACAGCACUGAUUGCUUUAGUUAAGGCUGGGAAGUGGCCAGAGAAGAAAGCAGAAGUAGUAGAAGAAAAACAAGAAACAAAUGAAGAUUAUCUACAUCCAAGCUUAGCUUCGGCUGUAAUUGAAUCAGCGCCGUCCAUCCCGAGCAUCCACUACAAGCCGUCGGCGGACUGCGACUACACGCUGCUGAUCUCGCGCAUGCGCGGCGAGGCCGUGCCCGACGAGGCGUACGCGGCCGAGCUGGCGCCGGGCGAGGUGGCGCCGCCCGGCACGGAGCCGCUGCCGCCGCGCCCCACCAUCGCGCGCGCGCCCGUGCGCUACCACCACGCGCCGCGCCCCACCGCUACGGCGAACCAAACUCUGCAGCAGCAGUACGCGGCCUACUACCAUCAAUAUACGUCUCAAGCUCAAACUCAGCCGGCUCCUGUCGAACCUCAGAAGACGCCCACGGUGACUACUACAAAGUCCACUGGCCUCAGUCUCAUGAAGAACUACAAUACAGACAGUGACAGCGACGACUCGGACUUUGAGGACAGUUCCUCAUCAGACAGCAAAGAUAAACCAAUCAUCGUGACUCCGCCCGAUGACAUUAAAGUCGUGAUCGACAAAAUGGCGGCGUACGUCGCACGAAAUGGCGACAAGUUCGAAGAGAUCGUGCGCGCGAAAAACGAUCCUCGCUUCACGUUUUUGGAACCUGAUAAUAUGUAUCAUCCGUUCUAUAAACGAUUAAUGCAAGAAAAGAGAGGCGUAGAUGUCAAUGGGAAAGAGAAACAGAAACAUGAUAAAGCACCUGUAUCGUUUUCUAUAAAGAAACUAAAGGAACCCGACCCGAUAUUACCGAAACCGGCUCUUCCCUACGAGUCGAGUUCAGAAGACGACGAAGCGAACAAAGAAAUGGAUAGACAAGAAGAACAGCCAAAAGAAAUUCCCAAAACGAAUAUACCACAGAUACAUACGUUUAACAAUAUCCCACCGGUCGUCGUUUACAAAAUGGAAGCGAUUCAAGUAAACAACCUACCGUUAGUGAAAACCAUCGAACCGGCAACUACGAUUGUACACCAACCAACCACACCUGAGGUCAUAGACCCACUGCCAAAAGAAAUUAUUCAUACAAAGGAACAGACAAAAGUUGAGGACGAACCAGCCGUAGAAAACAAUCCGCCAAAGGUCGAAAUCAAAGAACAGAAAAUACCGGAAAAGAAAGAAGAGAGAAUAAGGGAGAACGAAAACAGAAGCCCGAGUAGAGAUAAAAAGAAACACCGCGUUAGGAAGAAGGAAUAUCGUUUGGAACACAAAACUGAACGUAAGGACAGGAGAGCCGAGAGGAUCUCUGAUAAAGAGAAGGUGAGAGAACGAAAGAGAGAGCGAGAAGCUGAGAGGAUUAACAGAGAAAUAGAGAGAGAGAAAAAGAGGAAGAGGCACAAAGAGGAGUUGGAAAGUGAGAUUAUAUCGUUGGAAGAUAACUCCGAUGACAUGAUCGAUUUGACGGGCGAGCAGUCAGAUUCGAAAGGCGACGGCUCCCCGGCGGGGCGGCGGCGGCGCGCGGCGGAGUUCCUGCGCGCGGCCGGCGUGGACGCGGCCGCCGCCGCCGCGCUGCCCGCCACGUCGCUCGCCAGCGCCAUGGUGGACACGUUAGAGUCGCUUCGAAAGAAGAAGUCUGAGGAAGAAGAAAAGAGAAGGAGACGAGAUAAACGACGGCGAAGAGAUAAGAGAGAUUACGAAGAUGAAACUGACAAACACAAGAAAAGCAAACGGAAGAAGAUCAGGUCAUCUGACGAAGAAGAUUCGGAUUACGACAGUUCAAAGAAGAAGAAGCGUAAAAAAGACAAAAAACACAUAUCAAAGAGCAAAAAGAAGAGAAGGAAGGAGAUGGAACUCAAGGAACCCGGUCAGACCUUGAACAUAGAUCUAACAAACACGUUAAAGGAACUCCGAAACGCCUCCCCGACGAAGGAGUUAGUACUACAAGACAUCGGAGAGGUGCCGAGCUCGAGACAGGAGUCGGGCGACGAGGAAGUAGGGAAGGUGAAGAGGAAGAAAGCGAGGGAGUACAGUGAGGGGGAGUGGUCGAGCGACAGUGGGGAGGACUCCCAUUCGAGUGAUAACGAUUGAAUCACAUUUUAGGACUAUUUUUGUAACUAUGACGAAGUGUCGUCGUUUUUCAUACAAAGUUUCAUAUCGAGAAAUGAUUGCGCAAAAUUAUUUUGAGACAUUUGUAUAUACAUUUAGAAUAUAUUUCGUUUCUACUUAGGUUAAAUUAUGGUUUAAGAUAUUUUGCCAAUUUAAAACAUACACAGAGAUGUUUUAUGUUUUUUUUUUUUAUAAAUGAUAAUAAAUUUGUAAAGAUAAUCAUUAAUAAAUUUUACAUUGUAACGAUUUAUAUGUCUAAUAUUAUCAUAGCAUAUUCCAAUCAAAGGAGCAGAAAUCACAAAUAAACAACAUCGGUCGAAUUCUUGAAUAAUCUAUGACAUUCAUUAUGGAUUCGUGAAAAAAUGGCGUAUUAAACAUAGGCGAUAUUAUUAUCGGAAGUAAAAUUAAAUUGGAUGGAUGUAAUGUAAUAAAUAUAUAUUAAUCAAGAACUGUUUGUAGUGCAUAAUAUAACAGAGCUGUUAGCAAAUCGCAUUGUGUGUGUAAAUCUAAGGUUCCUUUGAUUGAACUAGGCUCUAUAAACAUAAUCUAUGCUAGGAUUUUAAACGCUGAAAUAUCUAAGAUUAUCAUAAUUGUAUAGAUUAUAGUAGUCGUUCUUAUCACAUAAGAGACCAGAACUGUAUGUUAAUCGAUAUAAUUGUAAAUAAGUAUGCAUUUUUUUUAUGUAGAAUAGGAAGGCGGACGAGCAUAUGGGUCACCUGAUGGUAAAUGGUCACCAACGCCCAUAGACAAUGGCAUUGUAAGAAAUGUUAACCAUCGCUUACAUUUCCAAUGCACCGCCAACCUUGUGAACUAAGAUGUUAUGUCCCUUGUGCCUGUAAUUACACUGGCUCACUCACCCUUCAAACUGCUGUUCUGCGGUAGAAUAUCUGAUGAGUGGGUGGUACCUACCCAGACAAACCUGCACAAAGCUCUUCCACCUGUGAAAUAUAUUUAACGAUAUUUACUCGAACAGGACGUAUGAAGAAUACGUACAUACGAACGUAUGAAGAAUAAAACAAAGGUUUUUAUAUCAAAUAUAAUUCGUUUCAAUAGUAUUAACAAAAAGAAUGAGUUAUUACGAGCGCCUAUUUGUUUGUUUUGGAUGUUCUCAUACACAAGAUAGCACACUAACAUAAGUUAUCAAAACACACACAUACACAUGACAGUAUAUAUACCAAGUGUUGUGAAGUGUAUUACGAACGUAGAAAAUGUGUUUUUCAUGUAUCCAUUUCCUCAAAUAAUCUUUCGAAUUAUUUUAAUUAUGCUUUUAACGUAUUUAUGAUUUUUUUAUUAAACGAUUUUGCCUGCGUCCUACUUUUACGAAUUAUAUUGUAAUAAAUUGAAAUUAUACAAAAUGCUAGUGAUAUGAUAUGAAAAAAAAUUUAAAAUUAUAUAGUUAUGAUCGUUUUAACUUAUUGUACAUCAUUAUUAUUUAUAUAACACAGAAAAUACAUAAUUGAAUGGUGUCUCAUGGCAAGUGGCGACCUCUAUCUUCAAAUGUUGCCGUUUAAAGGUAAAAUAUACCAUAUGUUGUUAAUGUUAGAAUCUGUUCUCAAUUAGAACGGGAUGCGACCUUUUGGAACUGAAACGCGCGCUCCGACUGUCCCAUCGGCAAAUUAAUAUCGAUGCUACGGGCGUGUUGUUACUCGUUCGUUUGUGUGGAUUUGUGGUAUUAUUUUAAUGAAAUUGUUAUUCCUUUUACUCUUUGCCAGAGUCGAAUAUUAUUGAACUUUUUUUUUGGCGACGCUCCUUUGCUUACGAACUAUCAACUAUGAUUUUCUUUGACAAGGUUCCAUCCCUUUCUGAUAGCGAACGGAUUACGCCAAAAAAUAAAUCUGAAACAAUAGCCUACCACCAUAUAAAAGUCUGAUAUGUUAAAUACAUGUACAUUUUUUAUACUCCCUAUUUAUUGUAUAUUGAAAUUUAAUAAAUAUAAUACAGGAGGACAGGGAGCUUUGGCGCACCUUGGGAGAGGCCUAUGUUCAGCAGUGGACAACGAUUGGCUGUUGAUUGAUUGAUUGAUUGAAAUAUAAUACAAUACAAAUAUUGACUAAUAUAUCUAAUAAUAAUUGCAAAAAUGUCAAUCAUUCCCAUUCUUUUUCGUCUUGUUGAUUCAUAAUUCUCUAUUGAAAUGUUAUACUAAUAAUAAUUGGAUUUUUUAAAUUUUAUUAUUGUCUGCCCAAAAUAUAUGUAAUUUAAAAAAAAACGUAUUGUAAUAUAUCAAAUUUUACAAAAAUAGUAGUAUAAUAUCAAUUUUACCUAUAAAUGUGCUUUAGUCGGUGAGCUUUGAACAAAGCUGCGUCUUCUUCUUUCUAAUGUCACAUCAAUUAUGAGAGAAAGAGAGAAAUCAGUUUGAAACCGAUCACAUGUGUCAGCUCUUUAAUACGUGACAUUGCCAGAAUAUUUUGCGCUCAACUGAACAUGCUAGAAAAAAAAGGAAAUCAGUGUUUAACUAAAUGCUCGAUAAACGUUUAUAAGUAAGGUAAAUGAUGACGUUAUACUUGUAUAUUGUGGCUUUUAAAGAGAUUUGAAAAUUACUUUUCGUAUAAAAAGUAUAUUACAUACUUUUUAUUCAUUUACACUUUUUAUACAUUUUAUUCAUUUAACAUUAACGAAAAUUAAACAUCAUACAUCAUUUAAGAGCAUAACGUAAG